Molecule: messenger RNA, 4112 nt
Organism: Cyclopterus lumpus (lumpfish)
Lineage: Eukaryota; Metazoa; Chordata; Actinopteri; Perciformes; Cyclopteridae
Gene: gripap1
Product: GRIP1 associated protein 1
Exons: 29
Coding region: 94-2787 (897 amino acids)
Biological process (GO): neurotransmitter receptor transport, endosome to postsynaptic membrane; regulation of recycling endosome localization within postsynapse; regulation of modification of synaptic structure
Cellular component (GO): extrinsic component of postsynaptic early endosome membrane; glutamatergic synapse; postsynaptic recycling endosome
Source: RefSeq, a predicted model, not a curated record
AGCGUCAGAGUGAGUGCCCUGUCCCGUGUCCUCCUCUGUGCUCCUCCUCCUCCUCCUGCUAGCUUGCAGCUAGCCGCUCAGGUGAACGAGGCCAUGGCGCAGGCUCUGUCCGAGGAGGAGUUCCAUCGCAUGCAGGCUCAGCUGUUGGAGCUUCGGACUCAGAACUACCAGCUGUCUGAUGAUCUCAGGAAGAACUCGUCUGAACUGAACGCCGUCCGUCAGAAAAAUGUUGUUUUGGAAAGAGAUUUUAUCAAAGCGCAGAAGGCUUUGAAUAAGAGCAAGAAAGCUCAGGAGGUGGAGGCCCUGCUGAGUGAGAACCAGAUGCUUCAGGGGAAACUGCUCAGCCAGGAGGACGACUUCCGUCUGCAGAACAGCACCCUGAUGACGGAGCUGUCCAAGCUGUGCACGCAGAUCGAGCAGCUGGAGCAGGAGAACCAGGGUCUGAAGGAGGGAGGGGCGGAGUCGGCGUCCCCCCCUCCCCCGAGCCCCUCCCCCGGCCCCGUGGACGAAGAGCUGCUCCGCCUCCAGGCUGAAAACUCCGCCCUCCAGAAGAAGAUGAAAGCGCUCCAGGACAAAGCCAACAAGAGCGUCGCCACGGAGACGGGCGGGUCGGCCAGCGCCAACAGAGUCUCUGAGGUCACCGGGAAAGGGGAGGAGCCGGGAGCUGAGGGAACCAAUGAGAGCCUGGAACCGACGGAGGUCCAGCUGGAGCUCACAGAGAAACAGAUCCACGGCCGGUCAGAGAAGAGCGUAGAGAAGAUUGUAGCUAAGCAGGCAGCGAUAGGCUGGUCGGCUGCUCUCUGUCCAAUAACUCACUGCUUUGGACCAGAGCUGGAGAUGAAACUCAACACGGAGCAGGAGGAGAAGAGGAUGCUGAGGGAGCAGGUCCACAGCCUGGAGGUGUCCAAACAGGCAGAAAGCACCAAACUGCAGGAGGAGGUGACGAAGCUGUCUGACAAGCUAAAGAAGAAACAGGAGAGUUUUCAGCGUCUGCAGGGAGAGAAAGAGGCUCUGUACAACGACAGCAGGACAAAGAUUGACGAGAUCAACCAAAGAAAAGAGGAGGAGCUAAAGGCCACGAACAUCCGCAUCCAGAAACUACAGUCCGACGUCGUGGCAGCCAAUCAGACGACAGCCGAGCUGAGAGAGCAGAUGCAGAGCAAAGAGAGAGAGCACGACCUGGCUGUGCACACCUUGAAGGACCAGGUAGCCAAUCAGAGUGCAGUCAGUCAGGAACAGGUUGACAACAUCCUGCAGGAUAACGAUGCUCUGAGGACUAACCUAGCUGCUCUAGAACAGAUCCAGACGGUGAAGACCCAGGAGGUGAACCUCCUCCGUGAGCAGCAGGAGGCGCUGACGCUCGAGCUGCAGCAGAGACGAGCGGAGCAGGAGAGUCAUCUGGCUGAGAGGGACGACCUGGACUCCCAGCUGCAGGAGUCGAGCUUUGCCAACAGGAAGCUGUUGGAGCAGCUAACGGAGGAAGGACAUGAGAAGGAGAAGCUGCUGAGGGACCUGGAGGAGGCCAGGAAGACAGCAGAGAAGAGGAAGGCCAUGCUAGAUGACAUGGCCAUGCAGCUGAACCAGGAGAAGUCCGACCACAAGGAGGCGCUGUCUGACCUCAAGCUGCAGCACGAGAAGGAGGUCCUGGGGGUGAGGGCUCGCUAUGAGAAGGAGCUCCGAGGCCUCCACGAGGACAAGAACCGCUCUGAGGAGGAGAUCCGACAGCAGCUCAGAGAGGAGAAGGCCCGGACCAGGGAGCUGGAUGGUCUCCAGCUGCGUCUCGAGGAUCUUCAGGUUCAGAUUCAGUCGAUGGAGGGAACCAAAGGCUGGUUUGAGAGGCGGCUGAAGGAGGCCGAGGAGAAAAUAGAGAAAAACUCUCUGGAACAUCAGGAGGAGAUUGAGAGGCUUCAGAGAGAACACACACUUCAUCUGGAGGAGAAGCAGGCGGAGAGAGAGGGAGUGAAGCAGCAGCUGCUGGAGGUUGAGAAGCAGAAGGAGGGACUCAACGACACCAUCGAGAAACUCAAACAGGAGAUCAAAGACACGGUGGACGGGCAGAGGAUCCUCGAGAAGAAGGGAAGUGCAGCGCUGAAGGACUUGAAGCGGCAGCUGCAGCUUGAGAGGAAGAGAGCCGACAAACUGCAGGAGAGACUUCAGGAGAUCCUGACCAACAGCAAGACGAGGACAGGUCUGGAGGAGCUGGUUCUGUCAGAGAUCAACAGUCCUAGUCGGACCCAGCAGACCGGAGACUCGUCCUCCGUCUCCUCCUUCUCCUACAGAGACAUGAUGAAAGAGACCCAGCCGACCAAUCAGAACAAGUCCGGAGGAGGCAGCCCUCAGUCUCAGCGUCCGGCUGAACUGUCCGACGACGAGGUCGGGGAGCUGUUCCAGCGGCUCGCCGAGGUCCAGCAGGAGAAGUGGAUGCUGGAGGAGAAGGUGAAACAUCUGGAGGUGAGCUGCUCGUCAAUGGCUGAGGACAUCUGUAAGAAGAGCUCCAUCAUCGAGACCUACGUGAUGGACAGCCGCAUCGAUGUGUCGGGCGGGGCCUUCGGGGGUCACGGGGGUCACGGGGGUCACGGGGGCUCUCAGGGGGAGAGAGGAGGUCUGGGUUCGGUCCUCAGGGAUCUGGUGAAACCAGGAGACGAGAAUCUGAGAGAGAUGAACAAGAAGCUGCAGAACAUGUUGGAGGAGCAGCUGACCAAGAACAUGCACCUGCAGAAGGACCUGGAGGUUUUGUCCCAGGAAUUAGUCCGUCUCAGCAAAGAGAGCAGUGCUGGGUCGGGAUGAGGCUAUCGCCUGGAUACAACCAUCCAUUCCUUAGAGUUAGGGUACAUCCAUUCCUUCCCUUCUCACCUCAGCUUGAAGGAAUGGGCUCAGACUAACACCUGGAACCAACAUUUCUUACCUCCCUCCCACCUCUUCCAAUUCAAUGCAUUUGUGUCCUCAGACCCGUUGUGGACUCAGACUAACAUCUGGAGGUUCUAUGAUUUCCCCAUCUCAGUCCACCUGCUGGGUUAUGACUAAAUGCUGGAACCGGUUUAUUCUCAAGGAAGAGAAGGAACGGUAAGCUUUAAAGGCAUAGAAGAAGAAGAAGAACAAUGGGAAUGGAAACGUUGGGCACGGCUCAUUAAUGUUGCUAUUGAAUGUACUGUAAUUAGACUGAACCACUCAGUUCCUCUGAGUCCUGGCUACAACCUGGAAAAUAUUACAUUGUAACAGACUUCUGAUUUCUAUUGUAAUUUACUGUAAAUCUUUCUGUUGGGCUCUGGCUACAUCCUGGAGCACACAUGCCUGCUAUCUGAACGAAUGUGGUUUUAUUGUGCAGUAACUCUGUCGUGAUCUGGCUAUUUCCUGGAGUCCGUGUCUGCCACAAAAUACUUAAAAAACCCAGGGGUCUGUCUACGACCUGGAGUCCGUAUCACACGAUACGUGGCGGAAAGUUCGUGCAUCGUUUCUGUCGGCGUCGUGACCUGAAGGUCAAAGGUCAGACCCUCACGUCAUGAAGAGAUUUCACUGUCACCAUCAACCGUUUUUUUAUUUUUUAUUAAUUUGCUCCCAAAAUUCGUUAAAUUUUUCAAAAAAAAGAAGAAAAAACUGCGAUAUUUGUUCCAGUUGUUGAUUUGAUAAAAGCUCAACGUGACGAGAUGUAAUGAAUACGUCUUCAUCACAACCGGUCGUGGCUAGUUCCUGGAAUAGACAUUAUCUUCAGCCGUGUGACAAAAGGACGUCAAAUGGCUCAGACUAUUUGCUGGAUACGAACGACUCAGUUCUCAUCUAUAUAUAAAAUUCAGGGUUCAUUAUUUUAUGUUUGUCUUUUUAAUUAGAAUAAAAAAUCUAAAUUAUGUGAAAUGAUUUACUGCUUUUAGAUUGUGUGUUCUCUUGUUUUGCAGUAAAAGUCUGACUCGUACGACAUAAAUACCUUUCUGGAAUAUAAAUAUAAAUAUAUAUAUAUAUAUAUAUAUAUAUAUAUUUAUAUUUAUUGAGUCGGGGGUGAAAAAGUACUGUGAUGCAAAAUGGCGCAAUGGAAUCGUCUUUGUUUUUUGCUAAUUCCGUUUUUGACCUCCAGGGACGUGUCUAUGUCUUGGAUCACAUAAACUGUAAUAUGUCUUGCA